AUGUUUACUUGUCCGCAAAAAAUAGUUUUAUUUCUAGCAGCCCUACUCCAACAACAACAGCAAGCAAAUGUUGCCGUUACCAGUGGGGCAAAUACUGCCAAUUCUGCUUAUUUUGAUUAUAACCAACUUUUAUUGGCAGCAGCAGCCCAGCAACAACAAAGCGGGAAUCAACAGACUUCUUUAGCUGCUGUAGCGGCAGCUUAUGGGAUGCCUGUAGGUAGUGGAACUCCACAAUUUGAUUAUUCUAAUUCUGCUUCUUUGGCAGCCGCAUAUCCUUUUCUCCAACAAGUAAAUACUCUAUCCGCAACAGCUCCAACAUCAGUAACCAACUCCCAAAGUUACGUUGCCCAAUUGGCAGCACAAGCCCAAUUAGCUGCUGCUGUCAGUAAUGGAGGAGUUGCUGGGACAGGAUCAACUACAACAACAAAUAAUUUAAAACGUUCUUCAAAGAAUUUGGAUCAACGUCGAAGCGAAUAA
This is a messenger RNA of Meloidogyne enterolobii, 477 nucleotides long. The record is from the annotation of a GenBank genome assembly. Lineage: Eukaryota; Metazoa; Nematoda; Chromadorea; Rhabditida; Meloidogynidae.